AUGAGAACAGUGAGGAGGUCAUACAUGAGAACAGUGAUGAAAAUAGUUCAUGAGAACAGUGAGGAGGUCAUACAUGAGAACAGUGAUGAAAUAGUUCACGAUGUCGUUCGUGAAGAAGCCAUUGCAACAAAGAAUGAGAUAAAGGAUUUCAUAGAACUUAACAAGGAGGAGUUUAAAGAAGGCUAUGAAGUGAAAAGAUGUGAAGAAGAUUUCUUGGCGUAUUUGAAGAAAAAGAGACUAAAGCCAAUGGCUCAAAAUAAGUUUCAAUCGAUGUUUGAAAAGAAACGUUUGAGCUAUGGUGGUGUAAGAAGCACAUAUUACUUUGUUAAGAAGUGA
Molecule: messenger RNA, 336 nt
Organism: Trichomonas vaginalis G3
Lineage: Eukaryota; Parabasalia; Trichomonadida; Trichomonadidae
Exons: 1
Coding region: 1-336 (111 amino acids)
Source: RefSeq, a predicted model, not a curated record